Molecule: messenger RNA, 1386 nt
Organism: Puccinia graminis f. sp. tritici CRL 75-36-700-3
Lineage: Eukaryota; Fungi; Basidiomycota; Pucciniomycetes; Pucciniales; Pucciniaceae
Exons: 3
Coding region: 1-1386 (461 amino acids)
Source: RefSeq, a predicted model, not a curated record
AUGUCUGAUUCGGAAGCGAUGUCUGAUUCGGGAAGCGACUCAAGGUCAAAGAUAGAUAAAGUCGGCUGGCAGCUUGGCCAUAUGAGCUAUCAGUAUGGUUGGGCACUGGGUCAAAUAUUCCGGACCGAUGCAAAUGAUAAGAUGGUUGAUGAACUGAUCGAGAGGAACGAACUGAUAGAUCAACUGGAAUCAAGCCUUCUACCUUCAAUCAAAGACCAUAUCAAUUCUCUCUUGCUCGCACUCGACCUGCAAAACUCGGGGAAGCAGCUCACCUCAAACCUCGAUUUAAUUUCAGAAAUCACACGCAAGAUCGAUGACACCCUGAUGGAAACAACCGAUGCUGUCGAGUCCGUUUCUGCUCCUUUCGAAGACCAAUUCACCAAUGCGCGGAAUUUAGGUAGAUGUAAAGAAGUUAGAUGUCGUCGAUUGCACACAAAAGUCCGAAACAUUAUCAUCCAACCCCUCUGUUCACUAUUCGAAAGCGGUGCGGAAUUUAUGCGAUUCUGGGAACUCUCGCGUAAGGAUCCAGAAAGCUUGGAAUAUCGAAAGAAAAUGUCCGAGUGGAUGGAAGAAGCACAGAGGGCUUCAGAUAUCUCCUAUCGCUUAAUCGAUCAAACGAUCGAAUGGUCCAGAAAAUCCGACUUGGUUCUUCUACAAGAGAUAUGGUUAGAGGCAGAGGAAUCGAUUAACCAUACACUGGAAGAUUUAACAGGACUCGCCGAUCCCAUGAUUGACUUCGAACACGAGCAGAUUGCAAUCGAUGAGCCAGAGAGGACAAGAACCCCGAGAGAACAUAGUAUCGAUGUUGCUAGAUUGACUAUACCGAUCAUCAAAUUAACAAGAAUCUUUUUUAAUAAAAUAAUAAGUACGACUACCAAGAAACCAUUGUUCACACUAGAUCCGGGGAUCGAUUCGGAGUCUCUCGAGCAAUUAAUUAAAUGUCCCUCCAAAAUUGUUAGGUGUUUUCAAGACCUUGCGCGCUACUUGGAGACAUAUACCGAGGAAGAUACCCUUGAUGGCCAUCGAUAUUCGAAUCCAUUCGUCAUACUCCACAAACUUCUCGAUUCCACUCUACUACUUCUCUCUUUCCAUCUCGUUCCUUUACCUCCUCCAGUUGAGGGUCAUUCUCUACGCCAGAAUCAUUUCAAGGCUUGGUUUCUUGAUUUCCAAUCUCAAUAUCAUAGGGCAACGGAUCGCAUGCUAGAUCCAUCAAGUUGUUGCCACACUACCCCAGAUCAGCACGGAUAUCACGACGCUUUAUGCCGUUCUAGGUUUUACAUUCCCCUAGUUGCAGCAGACGAUCCGCAAAAGUUCCUAAACCUGCUUGGAAUAGUUCAGGUUGGCCGGGAUACAGCUGCGACCUAUCGGGUUCUGGGUUGGGUUUGA